Hyla sarda is the source of this 4594-nucleotide messenger RNA. RefSeq names its product tigger transposable element-derived protein 1-like. The transcript is spliced from 14 exons. Gene Ontology annotation, molecular function: DNA binding. The record is from RefSeq and is a predicted model, not a curated record. Lineage: Eukaryota; Metazoa; Chordata; Amphibia; Anura; Hylidae. Gene Ontology annotation, cellular component: nucleus. Bases 1538 to 3016 code for a protein of 492 amino acids.
GGAGGAUAAAUACCACAGGGCUCCUGAGUGAGAGAGCUCCAUAUGCAUUUGAGGACUAAAUGAGGGAUUUGCAUUAUAGCAGACUUGGAUGUACAGUAAGGGUAAGAGAGGGACAUGCCCCCUGCCUGUGAGAAGAUUAAAAUUCAGUGUGAUCUAAUAUAAGCUGAUUUGAAAAGAAAUACAGAAGCUAAACACAUACAAGUUAUAUGUACAUGAUCAGGAUGAGGUACUGAGUAACAUAACUUUUUUUUUCUGUGAUAUGAUAGGUACACUUUAACCAAGGUUCAUUAUUUUUCUUCUGUUCUUUCUUUCUUAUGUGUCUUCUUUUCUUUUUCUUCCUCCCUGCCUUCUAAAAUGACUUUUUUCAUAUAACUUUUUUCAUAUAAUGUUUUUUAUUUUUAUUUUGCCUGGUAAAAUGUUAGAUAUCACAAUGAAAACCAGACAAGCCCCACUAAACACUAUAAAAUCAUGCAGCGGCCUUACUGGCUUUCUUUGUUAAUCCUCCUUUAUUACAUCACACAUGUGACAUCAUCAAGUGUUUGGAGCUAUCUCUACCAGCCACUAGUACAGUAUCAGAGGGAGAGCACACAAAGAGCAGAAGAUGAGGAAGGGGACAAGAUUACACAGGAGAGGGGACUGAUGCCCGGUGAGAAGUUGAACGUGACACAGCUGCAAGAAAGGAACCGCAAGACAGGUGACUGAUGCCCGGUGAGAGGUUGAACGUGACACAUACCCCUGUCAGCUGCAAGAAAGGAACCGCGAGACAGGUGACUGAUGCCCGGUGAGAGGUUGAACGUGACACAUACCCCCGUCAGCUGCAAGAAAGGAACCGCGAGACAGGUGACUGAUGCCCGGUGAGAGGUUGAACGUGACACAUACCCCCGUCAGCUGCAAGAAAGGAACCACGAGACAGGUGACUGAUGCCCGGUGAGAGGUUGAACGUGACACAUACCCCCGUCAGCUGCAAGAAAGGAACCACGAGACAGGUGACUGAUGCCCGGUGAGAGGUUGAACGUGACACAUACCCCCGUCAGCUGCAAGAAAGGAACCACGAGACAGGUGACUGAUGCCCGGUGAGAAGUUGAACGUGACACAUACCCCCGUCAGCUGCAAGAAAGGAACCGUGAGACAGUCCAGUCCUCUACGUGCAGUCCAGUCCUCUACGUGCAGUCCAGUCCUCUACCUGCAGUCCAGUCCUCUACCUGCAGUCCAGUCCUCUACGUCCACUUCAACAGUUCAGUACCACAACACACAGGGGUAGUGUUCAUAGCCAGAGAAUAUGCCUCCAAUAAAUAAAAAAAAAAUAAUUUCUCUUAAAACAAAGAAGGAAAUCAUCCAAAAAUAUGAGAGUGGUAUAAAGAUAAGCCAGUUAGUUCAAGAGUAUGGUUUCUCACAAUCAACAGUUUCUACAAUUGUUAAGAGCCGAGAAGUGAUUAACAGCAUUAAAAUCACGGAUCAGUCAACCAUAGUGUGCAAGGGCAGAGAUCUUAUUGUUGAGAUGGAGAGGCUGUUGUAUUUGUGAAUUAAGGAAAAGCAAAUGAGAGGGGACACUGUUCCUGGACACUUUAUCUGUGAACGUGCAAAAUGCAUUUUUGAAGAGCUGAAAGCAAAGGCAGAAUCAAGCGGUGAUUCUGCUUCUACAAAUCGGUAUGAAACAUUUAGAGCCAGCAAAGGUUGGUUUGAACGUUUCAAGCAAAGGUGUGAGGUGAAGAGUGUCAUACGACAUGGAGAAGCAGCUAGUGCAAAUCACGAAGCAGCUGAUUCUUUUAAGAUGGAAUUUCAGCGUCUCAUGGAGGAUGAAGGCUACCUUCCACAACAAGUUUUCAAUUGUGAUGAAACAGGUCUGUUCUGGAAGAAAAUGCCAAAGCGAACAUUUAUCACCAGAGAAGAAGCCAGCAUUCCUGGACAUAAGCCUAUGAAAGAUCAACUAACCCUUUUGGUGGGUGCAAAUGCAUCAGGAGAUUUUAAGUUGAAACCAAUGUUGGUUUAUCAUUCAGACACACCUAGAGUCUUCAAACAGAAGAAAAUCAUCAAGGCCAAUCUAGGAGUGUUUUGGCGCUGUAACAAAAAUGCCUGGGUGACCAGACAUGUUUUUAAUGAAUGGGCAAUAGAAGUUUUUUGUCCUUCAGUUAAGGCAUACCUGGAGAGAAACAGACUGCCUCUAAAAGCAAUGCUGCUGUUAGAUAAUGCUCCUGGCCAUGACCCAGCACUGGCAGAAUCAUUAGAGGCUCAGUUUAGCUUUAUUACUGUAAAAUUUCUUCCUCCAAACACCACACCUCUUCUUCAACCCAUGGACCAACAGGUCAUCUCAAAUUUUAAGAAGUUAUACACCAAGAAGAUGUUUACAAAAUGCUUUGAAGCUACUGAAGCAGACAAAAAUCUGACACUCAAAGAAUUUUGGAAAACACAAUUCACCAUCUUUGACUGUGUUAGGCUCAUUGUGAGUGCUUGGAAUGACGUUUCCAUUCGUGUGUUUAAUUCUGCUCGGAAACCUUUGUGGCCUUCUGUUGUGCAGGAGGCAGAUGUUUCUUUUGCACAAGAAGAUUCCAUUGAGACGGAAAUUGUCACUCUGGGGCAGGCUAUGGGUCUGGAAGUGGAUGAAGAUGAUGUGGAGGAAAUGAUCCAAGAUCAUGAGGUGGAACUGACAACAGAAGAGCUAAUUGAACUUGAAAAAUCAACAGAGCAUGACAGUGGAGAAGAGGAACAUUGUGAGGAUGACCAUGUUGUCACAGUUCAAGAACUAAAGGAUCUGUUUUCUUCCUGGGAAGCUGUGAAGAGUGUUGUCCGCAAACACCCAGACAUUGCUCUUACUGAGCUUAAAACCUGUGACUAUGAGGAUAAAGUGCUGAGCUACUUUAAAAACCUGAAGAAAAAAUGGCAGAGACAAACCACAUUGGACUCCUUUUUCAAAAGGCCACGGAAGGAUCCUGACUCUGCUUCUAACAGCACCAGAAGGAGUGGAACCAACCCUGAUGAUGCUUCCAUCCUUCCAGAUGUGACUAUCCAGCUUCUAUAAAAACACCAGGACAGGAACAGACUCUUCCAUCCUUCCAGAAGUUGACCAGUUUGCAGUUUACCAGUUUACAGUUUACCCGUUCCCAGUUGCCUCCUUCUGUAAAGGACCGGAACCAUGCCUGAUGAUGCUUCCAUCCUUCCAGAUGUGACUAUCCAGCUUCUUUAAAAAUAGCACCUGAAGGACAAGAAGUUGCACCAGUUUCCAGUUGCCUCCUACAAAGCACCGGAACCAACCCUGAUGAUGCUUCCAUCCUUCCAGAUGUGACUAUCCAGCUUCUAAAAAAACAGCACCAGAAGGACAGGAACAGACUCGUCCAUCCUUACAGAAGUUGACCCGUUUACCGGUUUACAGUUGCACCAGUUUACAGUUGUACCAUUUUCAAGUUGUAUCCUUCUAAAAUGUGAUUAAACUGUAAGGACAUGGUUUAUCUGUACUUUGUUUGGUUAUUUUUACUUACUUUGGGUUGAAAUUUCAUGGACUCAGGAACCAAUUACCAGUUUUCCAUAGACAUAUGUACUCAACAUAUGAUGGUCUCGGGGCUCCGAAACCAAUUACCAGUUUUCCAUAGAUAUAUGUACUCAACAUAUGAUAGUUUCAACAUAUGAUGGUCCUCUCGGAACCAAUUACCAUCAUAUGUUGAGGGACCACUGUAUCUUGUACUGCCCCCUUUGGCAAGUAUCACAGCUUGUAAACACUUUUUGUAGCCAGCCAAGAGUCUUUCAAUUCUUGUUUGAGGAAUCUUUGCCCAUUCUUCCUUACAAAAGUUUCCAGUUAUUUGAGAUUUCUGGGCUGUCUGUCACGCACUGCUCUUUUAAGGUCUGUUCAUAUAUUUUCAAUUAUGUUGAGGAGAUUGUGAAGGCCAUGUCAAAACCUUCAGUUUACGCCUCUUGAUGUAAUCCCCCGUAGUUUUCGAGGUGUGUUUAGGGUCAUUAUCCAUUUGUAGAAGCCAUCCUCUCUUUAACUUCAGCUUUUUCACAGAUGGCAUCAAGUUAGCAUCCGAAAUUUGCUGAAAUUUUAUUGAAUCCAUUUUUCCUUCUACUCGUGAGAAUAUACAACCCCAAAGCAUGAUUGAUCCACCCCCAUGCUUAACAGUUGGACAGAGGUUCUUUUCAUUAAAUUCUGUUCCCCUUCUUCUCCAAAUGUACCUUUGCUAAUUCCGUCCAAAAAGUAAAAUUUUAACCUCAUCGGUCCACAGAACUUGUUUCCAAAAUGCAUCUGGCUUGUCUAUAUGUGAAUUUGCAAAGUUCAAAUGCUGAUUUUUGUGGUGAGGGCGUAGAAGAGGUUUUCUUCUGAGGACUCUUCCAUGAAGACCAUAUUUGUACAAGUAUUUCUUUAUAGUGGAAUAGUGUACCACAACUCCAGUGUCUGCAAGAUCUUUCUGGUGGGAUUGUGCAGUCAAAUGUGGGUUUUGAAUUGUUUUUCUUACAAUCCUGGGAGUGGUUCUGUCUGAUAUUUUUGUUGGUCUUCCAGAUCUUGCUUUAACUUCCACUGUUCCUAAUGACUGCCAUUUCUUAUUUACAAUCCAAACAGAGGAUAUUGACAUCUGAAAACGUGUUGCUAUCUUAUUAUAGCAUUCUC